CUCCCCCUCUCAAACCAUAAAACACGAACAGCAGUCGCCAACCGCCCCCAACACUUCUUGGGGUCUUGCGUCCCUAGCCGUCGCCGCUCUCCUACUCAGUCACGCUGCUCCUGUCUUGCCGCUUCUGCUGCCCCUCUCCCACGGUCACGACGAGGCUUCACUUGGCAGCUCCACUUCUCUACUCAAACCCUAGAAACUGCAAAAAUGGUUCGCAGCAUCAAAAACCCUAAAAAGGCCAAGAGGAAAAACAAGGGUUCAAAGAAAGGAGAUGGUUCAUCUUCUUCAUCAUCAAUACCGUCAAUGCCCACAAAGGUAUGGCAACCAGGGGUGGACAAGCUGGAGGAAGGCGAGGAACUCGAGUGUGACCCGUCUGCCUACAAUUCUCUUCAUGGGUUUCACAUUGGCUGGCCUUGCUUGAGUUUUGAUAUAGUACGUGAUUCACUGGGUUUAAUUCGUACGGAAUUUCCCCACACAGCAUAUUUGGUUGCAGGGACUCAGGCAGAGAAAGCUUCUUUCAACUCUAUUGGAAUAUUUAAAGUAUCGAAUAUUUCUGGUAAAAGGCGUGAAUUGUUGCCUACCCAAAAAAAUUCUGAUGAUGCUGACAUGGAUGCUGAUAGUAGUGAUAGUGAUGAAGACAGUGAAGAUGCGGAGAAUAGUGGAUCUUUAACACCAGCUUUGCAGUUACGCAAGGUAGCUCAUGAAGGAUGUGUCAACCGUAUACGUGCAAUGACACAAAAUCCUCAUAUAUGUGCAUCUUGGUCAGAUACUGGUCAUGUUCAGGUAUGGGACUUUACCACUCAUCUAAAUGCUUUAGCACAAUCAGAAGCAGCAGUUAACCAGGGAGGCUCUUCAGUUUUUAAUCAGGCUCCUUUAGUUAAGUUUGGAGGACACAAAGAUGAAGGUUAUGCAAUAGAUUGGAGUCCUCGUGUCACUGGAAGGCUGGUAUCUGGUGAUUGCAAGAAUUGUAUUUACUUAUGGGAGCCUACAUCUGGGGCCACAUGGAAUUUUAGUAGUGCAUUUAUCGGACAUUCUGCAAGUGUGGAAGAUCUGCAGUGGAGCCCUACAGAAGAUGAGGUAUUUGCUUCUUGUUCUGUUGAUGGAAGUAUUGCAAUAUGGGAUAUCCGCUUGGGGAAGUCACCAGCAAUUUCUUUCAAGGCACAUAAUGCUGACGUAAAUGUUAUUUCAUGGAACAGGUUGGCUAGUGUUAUGCUGGCGUCUGGAAGUGACGACGGGACAUUCUCUAUUCGUGACCUUAGAUUGUUAUCACAAAAACAGGAAGAUGAUAAAUCAGUUGUGGCACAUUUUGAAUACCAUAAAUACCCAGUAACAUCCAUUGAAUGGAGUCCACACGAAGCCUCUGUUCUUGCAGUUUCAUCAUCCGACAAUCAGUUGACGAUUUGGGACCUUUCUUUGGAGAAGGAUGAGGAAGAGGAAGCAGAAUUUAGAGCUAAAACAAAUGAGCAAGUGAAUGCUCCAGCAGAUAUACCCCCUCAACUUCUGUUUGUUCAUCAGGGGCAGAAAGAUUUGAAAGAACUUCAUUGGCAUAGUCAGAUUCCUGGUAUGCUCGUGUCUACUGCAGCGGAUGGUUUCAACAUCUUGAUGCCUUCAAACAUUCAGAGUACUCUUCCCUCUGAAGGUGCCUGAGAGUGAAAUUUGGUCAACGGAAUGGCUCCUGACCUCAUUGUGGACGGUGUUUUAUAUGGUUUUAGUGAAAGAGUGAUGUUAUCAGCUGCUGUUUUGAUACAAAUGAGCGAGACAUUUUGAAUGUUUUUCCUCCUUAUCUUCUUUCCUUCCUUUUUGGCACUUGAUGUAGCAAAGGUUUCUACAGAAAAUGCAGCUGGCCACAGUUUCGCAAUGUAUUCAAGGAAGAUUUACGAUUUAGUCCUUUGAUAUUAUAAUUAUUCACAAGUUAAUCUAUUUUGUUUAUUAAAA
This is a messenger RNA of Manihot esculenta (cassava), 1932 nucleotides long. Its product is annotated as protein HEAT STRESS TOLERANT DWD 1. The coding region runs from base 205 to 1644 and encodes 479 amino acids. NCBI's taxonomy places the organism in Eukaryota, Viridiplantae, Streptophyta, Magnoliopsida, Malpighiales, Euphorbiaceae. The transcript has 13 exons. Gene Ontology annotation, molecular function: protein binding. The record is from RefSeq and is a predicted model, not a curated record.